UGCAGUCAGUGCAGAAGGCUGUAUAACAGUCACUAAACAUAGUAAACAUGCUCGACAACAACAAUAUCAUUAUCGAGAAGAAGAACAGCAAAAGUUCUUGGAAGUUGCUGCUAGAAAACAGAGAUUCGUAGAACGCAGAAUGAUAGGUGCUGGCAAGAUCAUGCUCGAAGAUGAAUCUACCAUCUGUGAAGACAUGCUUAAUGCUUUGGAUGUUAGUGGUCUCCAAGCAAAGGCAUCUGCUUUCAAUGAUUACAAUUUCGAGGCACCUAACCAAAGUCCAUUGGCAAUAGACAAUCAAAGAACAGCCAUUCUUGAACUUCUCAAAAAAGAAAAUGUCAUCAUUGUUAAGGGCUUUACCGGUUGUGGUAAAACCACUCAAGUUCCCCAAUUUGUUUUAGAUGAAUGCUACCGAACCAAAACUCCAUGCAACAUUGUUGUGACUCAACCAAGGUGCAUUGCAGCCAUUAGCAUAGCCAAAAGGGUCUGCUAUGAAAGAAAUUGGACAUUGGGAACCGUUGUUGGAUACAGAGUUGGCAUGGAACAUCAAGUAAGUGAAUCAACUUUGCUCACCUAUCUGACCACAGGAUGCCUUCUUGAAGCAUUAGUAGCCAAAAAAUCCCUUGAAGGCUAUACCCACAUCAUUAUUGACGAAGUACACGAGAGGGAUGAAGAUACUGACUUCCUUCUCUUGGUCGUCCUCAAGUUCCUCCGUCAUACGAGGACGACAACUAAAGUCUUUCUGAUGUCAGUUACUUUUGAUGCCGACAAAUUUGGCCAAUAUUUCAAUAGCCCCGUCAUUUGAAACUUUCCGUUCACGCCCAAAAGACCAUUUCGCAACGGUCCCAUAAUUGAAGUGGAGCACGGUGGACCUCACGACAUACGCGUUUACUAUAGUGAACAUCUUCAAAAACUAGAGUUUCUAGGGGGGAGUAUGAACUACCCCUAUGCUAUGCCUAAUUCUAACUCUUCGUCUGCAUACGGAUGUUCUGAAUACUCUUCUUCGUUUGAGAUUAAAGAGUAAACCGCUGCUUCAGUCGUAUUUAACUUGUUUCAAAGAACUGGUUGAGCAGCAGGCCGAUCAGCUUCCUCUGAUUGUACGAUUGCUGAUCUUCAAUGAACUUUCACCUUCGCGAGGACCCAAUAAUAUGGCAGUACUAGCAGUAUUAGUUCAGCCUUGGCCUGAUCGUGCUGCUACCAUUUUAGCGGACGUGUUUAUGGAAUUAUGCUAACUGGUGAAUACUGGUGAAUAAAAAGAGGGCUAUAUUUAACGGA
Daphnia magna is the source of this 1272-nucleotide messenger RNA. Its product is annotated as probable ATP-dependent RNA helicase spindle-E. The transcript is spliced from 8 exons. Gene Ontology annotation, molecular function: RNA binding; ATP binding. Bases 140 to 802 code for a protein of 220 amino acids. Gene Ontology annotation, cellular component: intracellular anatomical structure. Lineage: Eukaryota; Metazoa; Arthropoda; Branchiopoda; Diplostraca; Daphniidae. The record is from RefSeq and is a predicted model, not a curated record.